AUGAUAAAGCGAAUCAUGGGCAGCAUCCGAGUAAACAGGUACAGUAUUGUCUCCACUGAAGAGGACGGGCACAAGGUCUCUUCGCUUGGCAGCCUCAACGGGCACAGUCGGAACGGGAAAGGCCACGCUCCGCGACGGAAACGCCGCAACCGCUUUGUGAAAAAGAAUGGCCAGUGCAAUGUCUACUUCGCCAACCUAAGCAACAAGUCUCAGCGUUACAUGGCUGACAUCUUUACUACCUGCGUGGACACCCGUUGGCGCUACAUGCUCAUGAUCUUCUCAGCAGCCUUCUUGGUCUCCUGGCUGUUCUUUGGCCUGCUCUUCUGGAUCAUUGCUUUCUUUCACGGUGACUUAGAUGCCUCCAGUGCCGGAAGCGGCUCCAGCGCUUCAAAAUUCUGCAUCAAGCACGUCAAUGGAUUCUUAGGAGCUUUCCUCUUUUCAGUAGAAACACAGACCACCAUUGGGUAUGGCUUCCGAUAUGUGACUGAGGAAUGCCCACUGGCCAUCAUGGUGGUAGUGGUACAAUCCAUUGUGGGCUGCGUUAUUGACUCUUUCAUGAUUGGCACCAUCAUGGCCAAGAUGGCACGCCCCAAGAAACGAGCCCAGACCCUCCUUUUCAGCCACCAUGCUGUCAUCUCUCUACGGGAUGGCAAGCUCUGCCUCAUGUGGCGGGUGGGCAAUUUGAGGAGGAGCCAUAUUGUGGAAGCUCAUGUCCGGGCCCAGCUCAUCAAGCCCUACAUGACGGCAGAAGGUGAGUAUCUUCCAUUGGACCAGCGGGAUCUGAAUGUAGGCUAUGACAUAGGCCUUGACCGCAUCUUCUUGGUGUCUCCCAUUAUUAUUGUCCAUGAGAUCGAUGAAGAAAGUCCUCUCUAUGGGAUGGGUAAGGAAGAGCUGGAGAGGGAGGACUUUGAGAUUGUUGUCAUCCUUGAGGGCAUGGUGGAAGCUACAGCCAUGACCACGCAGGCUCGCAGCUCCUACCUGGCUAGCGAGAUCCUUUGGGGCCACCGUUUCGAGCCUGUUGUCUUUGAGGAGAAGAAACAUUAUAAGGUGGACUAUUCACGCUUCCACAAGACCUACGAGGUGGCAGGGACCCCUUGCUGCUCUGCUCGGCAGCUUCAGGAGAGCAAGAUCACCAUCCUGCCUUCACCUCCGCCACCCCCCAGUGCCUUCUGCUAUGAGAACGAGCUGGCUCUUGUCAGUCAGGAUGAAGAUGAGGAGGAUGACUUGGAUGUAGGAGUAGAUUUGGGAGGAGGCACGAAGGAGGAUGCAGGAGUCAUACCUAUGAUGGAAUUUGGGAGCCAUAUGGAUCUCGAUCGGUUGCAGGUCUCCAUUCCCCUGGACGCACUCUCAUACCGUAGGGAAUCCGCCAUCUAAUCUCCAACCUAGCUACCCUUCCCACAUUUAUUCUCCAAUGUCUCCAUAUCCCAUUAGCACCAGUGCUUGACUGGAAA
Elgaria multicarinata webbii is the source of this 1451-nucleotide messenger RNA. It is a transcript of the gene KCNJ4, whose product is annotated as potassium inwardly rectifying channel subfamily J member 4. The record is from RefSeq and is a predicted model, not a curated record. Gene Ontology annotation, biological process: potassium ion import across plasma membrane; regulation of monoatomic ion transmembrane transport. Lineage: Eukaryota; Metazoa; Chordata; Lepidosauria; Squamata; Anguidae. Gene Ontology annotation, molecular function: inward rectifier potassium channel activity. Gene Ontology annotation, cellular component: plasma membrane. The transcript has 2 exons. Bases 1 to 1374 code for a protein of 457 amino acids.